Messenger RNA from Rotaria sp. Silwood1, 618 nucleotides. Lineage: Eukaryota; Metazoa; Rotifera; Eurotatoria; Philodinida; Philodinidae. The record is from the annotation of a GenBank genome assembly.
AUGAAAAAAAUGACUCCAUUGGAAGACUUAUCUAAUGAAUUGUUCUUCGAAAUAUUUGAUUAUUUACAUGCACUUGAUAUUUUUAUGGCAUUUUCAACACUCAAUCAACGUAUUACAUUGAUACGGUCUUCAAUUUCACUUCGUAUUGUUGUUUUGUCAUAUCAUUGUCAUCGCCAAAUAAAAUCUCCUUCUUCCUAUCUUAUCGAUCAUACACAUCAAGUAGUUUCAAUUUCUCUUGAAGAUUCCAUUCGUGAUUUUACAUCUAUUAUUUCUUUCUUUUUCAUUCGACAUCCGCUUGAAAAUCUUGAACUAUGUGCACUUUAUUCAUCACAUUGGCAACUUUGUGAAGAAAAGAAACAAUAUACAAGUCAAACUAUUUUAAUAUAUCAAUCAUCUUCACUUCGCUCGCUCGAUUUUGUAUUUUACUUCUAUCAUUCGCAUUUAACAACUGGUGUUACUCUUAAAUGGACAUUAACGCCAAUGACUUUAACAUUUUAUGGUUUAUCUUAUCAGGUAUCAAUUUAUUGUGUUCUAUAUGUAUUUCAUAUUUAUCGUGCAUUAAGACGUUUACGUGUAUUUAUAUUAAUUCUUGCAAAUCCAAAUAUUCAACAUGCAUAG